CUUUUAUCGCUUCUUCUCUUUCUCCGCCUUUUCUCCCUUCUUGUCUGAACUCUCUAAGCUCGGCUCCGAUCCGGCUAAGAUCCAGCUCCCACCAUUUUCAUACCUUUCUCUCUCCUUUUCAAUCUCCCUCCUUUCUUCCCUCCUCUUCACAGACUUACAGUCCUGCACAACCUCAAAUAUGCAUGUUUACACACCUUUCUGAAAGAGGGUUUGAUGGAGGGGCUUCAAAUGGCUCAUGAUUUGUAGAGAUUGAGUGAGAAGAUCCGUACUGGUGCCCCAAAAAAUUUGUUAGCUCCUUUUAACUUCUCAUGCAGUUUGGGGCAGGUGCAAUUGGUGGGAAAACUGGAGCCUUAAUGGAUUGGAGUGUAAACACUUCCUACAAAAGCCUGAAAGUAGAUAUGGAAUCCAAAUCUGUGAUGGAUGUGGCACUCAUUCCAAACAUCGAACCAAUAGAUAGUGCACCAGGUACUUCGGACAAAGGAAAUCAUAUGACAAAACCAAGAAAGAAGACUAUGACGUCGGUUUACCUUAAAUUUUUCGAAACAGCACCAGAUGGCAAGAAUCGCAGGUGCAAGUUCUGCGGACAGAGCUAUUCAAUUUCUACAGCCACUGGCAAUUUGGGCAGGCAUCUCAGCAACCGUCAUCCAGGAUACGAUAAAUCGGAUGAUGGUGUCUCCACCCCAAACUCACAACCAAUUAUAGUCGUCAAAAAGCCUCAAACCCAAGUGAAAACAUCUCACGUAGAACUCGACCACCUCAACUGGCUGCUCAUAAAAUGGCUGGUUUUAGCUUCUUUACCUCCUUCUACAUUCGAAGAAAAAUGGCUAUCCAACUCCUUUAAAUUCCUCAGUCCACCCGUCCAAAUCUGGCCUGGCGAAAAGUUCCAAGCCGUUCUCCACGAAGUUUUCAGAAGCAUGCGUGACGAUAUAAGGUCCACGUUAGAACAUGUUUCCUCAAAAGUCUCGAUCACCCUUGAUUUCUGGACAUCAUACCAACAGAUCUUUUAUAUGAGCGUUACUUGCCAAUGGAUCGACGACACCUGGUCCUUCCACAAAGUGCUUCUUGAUAUAUCUCGGGUUUCUUCGCCUUGUGGAAGUGGCGAAAUAUAUCACACACUAAUUAAAGUCUUGAAGUUUUAUAAUUUAGAAACCAGAAUUCUUUCGUGUACUCAUGAUAACAGUACAAAUGCUGUUCAUGCUUGCCAUACUCUUAAAGACGAUCUUGAUAGCCAAAAAUCUAACCCCUUCUGUUACGUUCCGUGUGCUGCUCGCACAUUGAACUCCAUUAUCGACGAUGGUUUGAGAUCAACGAAAUCAGUAAUCGCAAAGAUUAGGGAGUUUGCGUUGGAGAUGAAUUCAUCGUCGGAGAUGAUGGAGGAAUUCAGUCAAUUAACAUCAACUUAUCAAGAAGGUAACUGGAAAUUUCCGCUUGAUGUUUCAGCCCGUUGGAGUGGCACUUAUCAAAUGCUCGAUAUUGUUCGUAAGGCCGGUAAAUCUGCGGAAACUGUUAUUAGGAAGCAUGAAGAAACACAUAGCAGGCUGCUGUUAAAUUCGGCAGAGAAGAACGCGAUCAGUAUCAUGCAUACGUAUCUGGAACCGUUCUACAAGACCACAAACGACAUAUGCACAAACAAGCUGCCAACCGUUGGGCUCGUUCUCUUCUUCAUGGAUCACAUUUCUGAGACAAUUACUGCUUGCCGAGAAUCCCGUCACAGUCCCGACUGGCUUAAAAACGCUGCAGUUGACAUGGCUGCAAAGGUGAGAAGCUACAACGAUCAGGUUUCAAACAUAUUCACAUAUAUGACCGCUAUUCUCGACCCCCGGAUAAAAAUCGAACUCAUUCCCGAAAGUCUCAACUUGGAGAACUAUCUCGAGGAAGCAAGGAGCCAUUUCGUUAGAAAUUACUCAACUACCCAUUUCCCUUCUAUGGCUGCAUCUUAUGGCAGUACUCAAGAAUUGGAGGAUGGAGGGAGUAAUGUGUCAUUUGCCGAAGAAAUCGCCCGUAAAAGACGUAGAGCGAGCAUGGGCACCGCAACCGAUGAGCUCACACAGUAUCUCUCGGAGCCGCCAGCUCCGAUUCCGACUGACGUAUUGGAGUGGUGGAAAGUAAACAGCACUCGGUACCCACGGUUGUCGGUGAUGGCUCGGGAUUUCUUGGCGGUUCAGGCGACUUCAGUUGCACCAGAGGAUUUGUUUUGCAGCAAAGGGGAUGAGGUCGAGCGGCAAAAACAGCUGCUUCCAGUUUCGAGUAUGCAGGCGAUUCUUUGUGUUAGAUCGUGGACGGAAAGCGGGAUGAAAUUGAAAUAUAAGUCUACGGAGAUCGAUUACGAGAGGCUUAUGGAGUUGGCUGAGAAUGGAGCAGGAGGUUUUGAGAAGAAACAGAAAUGAGAUGAAUGGGAAUGGGAAUGGGAAUGGGAAUGUUAAAUGUAUAUUUUUAAAUAGCUGUGGUUAUUUGUUGAUGUACAGAUUGCAGAGGAUAAAUAUUCUAUCUAACCCAUUUCUUACCAAC
This is a messenger RNA of Cynara cardunculus var. scolymus (artichoke), 2508 nucleotides long. RefSeq names its product putative AC transposase. The record is from RefSeq and is a predicted model, not a curated record. Gene Ontology annotation, molecular function: DNA binding; protein dimerization activity. The coding region runs from base 309 to 2387 and encodes 692 amino acids. Lineage: Eukaryota; Viridiplantae; Streptophyta; Magnoliopsida; Asterales; Asteraceae. The transcript is spliced from 6 exons.